Messenger RNA from Daphnia magna, 406 nucleotides. Its product is annotated as histone H4. Gene Ontology annotation, cellular component: nucleosome. The record is from RefSeq and is a predicted model, not a curated record. The transcript has a single exon. Gene Ontology annotation, molecular function: structural constituent of chromatin; DNA binding; protein heterodimerization activity. Gene Ontology annotation, biological process: nucleosome assembly. NCBI's taxonomy places the organism in Eukaryota, Metazoa, Arthropoda, Branchiopoda, Diplostraca, Daphniidae. The coding region runs from base 39 to 350 and encodes 103 amino acids.
ACAUUCAUUCCGAUUUCUAUUUUUCUGAAGUUAUCAAAAUGACUGGUCGCGGUAAAGGUGGCAAAGGCCUCGGUAAAGGAGGUGCUAAGCGUCAUCGUAAAGUUUUACGAGACAAUAUCCAGGGUAUCACAAAGCCGGCUAUUCGUCGUCUUGCCCGUCGUGGUGGUGUUAAACGUAUCUCUGGUCUGAUUUACGAGGAAACUCGCGGAGUACUUAAAGUUUUUCUUGAAAACGUCAUUCGUGACGCUGUUACUUACACCGAACACGCCAAGAGAAAGACGGUGACGGCCAUGGAUGUUGUUUACGCAUUGAAACGUCAAGGCCGCACCCUGUACGGCUUCGGUGGUUAAUUUUGAGUUUGUUGAAAAGUUUUACACUUGUCCUUAUCGGCCCUUUUCAGGGCCAC